This is a messenger RNA of Salmo salar (Atlantic salmon), 4326 nucleotides long. The record is from RefSeq and is a predicted model, not a curated record. NCBI's taxonomy places the organism in Eukaryota, Metazoa, Chordata, Actinopteri, Salmoniformes, Salmonidae.
AGCAAGUCCCUGCAGCAAUGUUCCAACAUCUAGUGAGUGGGAAGGCAUUCCACUAAAUGUUGCUGUUAUAGCAGCAAAAGGGGAACCAACUCCAUAUUAAUGCCCAUGAUUUUGGAAUGAGAUGUUCGACGAGCAGAUGUCCACAUACUUUUGGUCAUGUAGUGUACUUGUAACUUUUCCCUUUCUGUGCUGAUAACAUAGAGAUAGAUAGAAGACUCAUCUUUGUAUAUGUGCUAUUACAGCAAAUAUUUUUUUAUAACUAACCCAAGAUAGACCAGAGCCUGUUGUUUCCAAUGGGAGCAAAUUCAUCAUAGUGGGCAGAACAAGCAAGGAGGUGGGCAGAGCUAAGCACGAGCUAGUGAGAUCCUAUUGGCACGUUCUAGCAUUUAUUUUCCUAUUUCCAUUAGGGAACACCAACUCUGUGAAAUGUGCAUGUGUAAUAACUCAAUUUGCCCUUGCACUCCUUCUAAACAACACAAUUUUUGCAAAACUUUGGCAAAGGGUCAAGUCUACAAAAUGCCUUGUUACGGAUAUAUACUGUUACGGAUUCUAGUUUUGGAAACAGAAAACUGUAUGGAGAUAAAAUGCUUCAUUGAUUAGAACAUUUGCAGAAUGUUGGACAAAAUCCAUCUCGCUUCAUCUUCUCCUACUUCUGGCCACUGGGCUUCAUCUCUUCACCAUAUUUUGUAGUGAGUAGAAACGCCAACCGGAUGCUUCACGUUUACAUCCAGUAAAAUAUCUGGCUCAGUGUUCUAUCUGUGAUUAUAGUGUCUGUGACAGCAUGGGCAGCGACAUUGCGGUAAUCUCCAUUAUGAGGUGGUCAAUUUUCUUCUUCACAAUUGGCUGAUCCCUCCUGAUGGCCUGGUUGGACAUGACUGCAACAGGGUCUCCAGGAGUGAUCAGCCAAUGAAGUUGUAAGUCCCACCCAGUUGGCUACAUUAAAAUGGUGGAAUCGCUCAAUUGUGCUGGCCAUGCUAAUUCGGCCUGUUGGCCACUAGAGGCCUCCAUCGUUCUCUAUGGCAGAUACUUUUUGUCGAGAAUGAAUGUGGCUAGAAUUAAUCAUUCGAAUCAGUCGCACAUGACCCAGGGACCUUUGCCUGAUUGGACAGGUUUCAUGACGUUAACAAUCCAGGAAAUGCAGCGUCUUUCCGGUUAAAGAUGGUGGAUAAAUAAAGAUGUCCCACUCAGGCCGUUGAUCAUUGAAAUAAAAUGGUCAGUUCCGGUCUUCUUAACGUGGUGGCUCUCCAAUGCAUUAGUAGUUUGGUCUGGUCUGCUUAGUUCAUUGACCGUAGAUGAACCAGAAUAAUUAGGGAGUGGGAUGUCUCGCUUCCUCUUCCGCCUCUGUUUCAGAUGACAACAAUCAGAAAUAAGGUAGCUAGCAAAGCUAUUUUCAAAACUAUGCUGGGCUGCUUUUUUUUUUAUCCGUGAGCAUUUAUACGAGAAACACAACAUUUUCCUCUCGUGGUUGUCUUCAUAAUCAAGAUAGCUACAUUUGGUGGGUGACAAUCUUACAAAGUAGCAAGAAUGUAAAGUAAUGGGAAGGUGUUGACCUUAGCAGAGACACACUAGUCAACAAGAUGAAGAACAAACCUGUGAAAAAGCAACACAAAAUCAAGAGGUCUAAACACCAUCGAGACCCCAUCAAAACAGAGUGUGAAACACAGUCAGAUGAUGUUAACUGCAAAAGAGAAGAACCAGACAUUAGCCAAGCUCCCUCUCCCAACACGAAAGGGGUCACUUCCAACUCCAUCCAAGUUAAAGAGGAACCAGCAGACUUUGAAGUGCAGAGUCAUUGCUUGGAUUCUAGAGCACUCCACAAGGAUUCUGGAUCCGUCAUAACCAAGACUGAAACAGAUUCCGUUUACAUUAGCCAAGGAACAGUAGAGAUGAAAGCAGAGUAUGAUUCUGAUUCUGAAAUACAUAAGGUGGUGGUUAAGAGAGAAACUCAAGUGUGUUUCAUGAAGGAGGAGAAUGUGGGUGAAGAAAACACAGAUGAGGACACCGAAGACAGGAGGGAUACAGACAGCAACAGAGUCUCUUCUCCUCAGUUCUUUCCUUGCACAUACUGCACCAUCUCCUUCACCGACCAUUCCUUCCUGGAGAAGCACAUCAAGUGGAACCACCAGAAGGAGUAUCUGGCCAUGUUGAGAAACAGUUUUUCAAAGAGCAGUGGAACAGAGACGGUCCCAGCACACAGCUGCCUCCACUGUAGCCUCAUGUUCCAAACCCCACGGCUGCUUAGUAUCCACACCCGCCAGAUCCACCCUUCAGCCACUCCCCGGAAACCUGCCCGUCCCCACAGGGUUUCGGUGAAACUCUACACCUGCCCACAGUGUGCCCGCAGAUUCAGGUACCUGGGCAGUCUGCAAAACCACUGUGAGCUUUCACACAAAAUGGCUGUUGUCAGCACCAAUGGACACCUCAGUUGUGCCGAUUGUGGGAAGAGCUUCAAGAAUUGUUGGGGACUGGGACCUCACCAGUGUCACGAACCAGAGGGCACUGAACCUCAGGACAUUAAGCCUGUGGUCUGUCUGGAUGUCGGCUUCCAUUGCUCAGAGUGUGGCAAGAUCCUCUGUAGUCCUCAGAGCCUGAACAUUCACAUGCGAAUUCACACCGGAGAGAAGCCUUAUGCCUGUAAGGAGUGUGGCAAAAGAUUUGCGGAGAGCGGCAGUUUACGCAAACACCUGCUGAUACACUCUGGAGUCAAGGCAUUCAAAUGCCAGGAAUGCGGGAAGGAUUUUGCCCGUAUGAAGGGUCUCAGGAGUCACAUGACCACUCAUUCUGGCAAAAAGCAGUACUCCUGCUCCCACUGUGACCGGCAGUUUGGAUACAAGUCUAGUCUGACCAUUCACCUACGCUCUCACACAGGGGAGAAACCCUUUCACUGCACAGAGUGUGGUAAAGACUUCUCUAUCAAGAGAAACCUGAGGCUUCACCUAAAGAUCCACAACAAUGAGAAAGGCCACCAGUGUGGGGAGUGCGGCCUGAAGGUGAUAGACAUUGGGGCGUUGAAGACACACAUGCGCUCACACACCGGCGAGAGGCCUUACCACUGCACAGUGUGCAGCAAGCAGUUCAUUCGACUGGAACAUCUGAAGAACCACCAACGCACUCACACAGGUGAGAGACCAUACGUCUGUUCGGAGUGCAGCAAGAGCUUUGCUCAGUCUGGAGAUCUCACAAAACACAUACGCACUCACACUGGAGAGAAGCCGUAUGAAUGUUCUGUCUGCCACGGCUGCUAUACCUCUUCAGGGGAUCUGGGGAAACACAUGAGGAUCCACAAUGGUUCACGUCCCUUUCCCUGCCAGGAGUGUGACAAGAGCUUCCGCUUGGUCGGCCACCUUAAAACUCACAUGAGGACCCACACUGGGGAGAGACCGUACUCCUGCCCCCGCUGCCUCCGGACCUUCGCUCGCACCCACCACCUCUCUGUUCACCUGGCUCAGUGUCGCUGAUUGAUAAUGAUUUGCCUGGCUGUGUCGCGCCUUUCUCAAACUCAUUGCAUUAUGCUUUAUGGGGGUAACUCACCCUUUUCACUACUCCCAAUGUAUAGCCCUUACCUGGGGGAUGAGCCAUAUUUCACCAGAACACUGAGGUGGUGGUGGGGUAUUUGGCUGACUAUUACAGCGGACAAACAAGAUGAUGUAGGAAGCAUCAAUUCAAAGGUCCAAUCGCUCCAGACAUUGACACUCCACUAGAUACAGCUAGAUGCUGGGCAGAGUUUUUAGUUUGCAUGCAGUUUCAGAUUUGUUUUCUGGACGUUUAAGGGAUAGUUCACUACAAAAUACAAAUGCAUAUACUUUCCCACUUGCCAUGGCUUUAGGUGUAGAUGAUUCAUCAAAACGUCAAGAUGUGAUUAUAGCGCAAUAAAGUGACUUAAAUGUAAGGUAGACUAUCAUGUCAAUUACUAUUUAGAGUGAAUUAUCUCUGUUUUGUACUAUAUCUAAAAUCUUGUCACUAUUUUACUGAAUGUAUGAUAACAAGUUUUUUCUUAUGAAGGUGAGCAGAUUGGGUCUCUGCAGUACAUACAAGAAACAAAUACUCUUUAUACAGCCUAUGUACUGAAUCUAUAACCUACUUUAACUGAUAGUGUUGUCUUGGUGUGCGUGAUAAAUAGUAGUGUUGUCUUGCUGUGUGAUAAAUAGUGUUAACUGAUUAAUUACAUUGUAUUUAUUCUAAAUGAUUAGGCAACUGUUGUUAUAAGAAUGUGUCAAUGACUUGAUAUCUACUAAGUCAUUACAUUGACUAAUAAAUAUGAACAACAAUGUUAAGGCUGUUUAACCAAACCUUGCACAAUGCAAUAAAUUAUUUCAAAAAAUUGUA